UCGCCCUCCCUUUUUUCUUCUCUCGUUUAAUAUUCGACCAGUCACACACACACACACACAUUGCUGCUCCGCCUCGAAUAAAAUUUUAAAAUAAGAAAAGACUGAAAGCACAUUGACGUCCGCCCUCCCAUUCAGCGAAAGAAAUUUGAAUCCACGACUCUGGUUUGGAAUUUUAUCCAGCAGUUACGGCCCAACAUCCAUCCUUGUUUCAAUGGCUCUUUUGUAGUCGCUGACCUCUGCAAACAGAAUUCGUUUCGUUUCGUUUUUUUUUUUUUUUUGUUCGAUACCUUUAGAAUUACGUCGUUGUGCAAGUUGUUUUAUUUUUUCUUUUAACUUGUUGGUUCAUCGUGGCUUUUGCGGAAGCGAACGCUGUGGGGGUGUUGCCUCUGUGUGUGUCAACGUGUUUGUGUGUGUGUCAUUUUACUAUCGAAAGUCGUCGAGUCCUGACACACACACACAUCACGUUAAUGUUGUUGCUGCCCCGUUAUAACCAAUUAUUAGUGGCGAGCAAAUUAACAAUUCUUUUUUUCGUGUCAUUGUGCCAAUUUUUGUUCAUCUCCUAUGACGGACCACACGUUAUCCAUCCCCUCCGCUGCACUUCGUUCACACCAUCCGCCGGCUCUCACAACCAACAUGACGGGGCGGCUAUUCAAAUUCUGUACCAUCAAAAUCACAGGCCGAGUCCUUGACGUCAUCGUCCUCGUUCUAGUUAUUGGAGGAUUGAGCUUAUCCUAUUCGGGACUCAUCCGCCCACGUGGAGCAGGGUUCUACUGUGAUGACGAGACCAUCAAAUUUCCAUACAGAGGAGACACUGUGUCUGUUGUGCAACUUUUUCUUGGUAGCCUACUAGCCCCAAUACUCUUUAUACUACCCAUUGAAUUGGUGAAGAAAUGGAGAAAGUCAAGAGAAGAGGCUGUUCGAUCGUACUUGUUAAGCGCCUGGAGAACCUCGUGGUCAGUUUGGAGGGCGGUGCUCCUUGGAAAUUUAGCCGUACUAGUAUUGACAGAGAUCUCCAAGAGUUUGAUCUCUGAAGCACGUCCACACUUUUGGGACACUUGCCAGCCCAACGUCACUAAGGAAAUUUGCGAUUCUGGUUAUAUCGUCGAGUUCAAUUGCACGUCAGAUUACAGCAAUCGUAAGAUCUUGGAUGCCCAGAAAUCGUUUCCUUCGGGUCACACUUCCGUCUCUUUUUUCGCGGCGGCCUUCAUGAUGUGGUACUUAGAUCGCGCUGUUCAGUGGCGUCAUUCCUACUUCUUUAAACCGUGCCUCCAGCUCGUAUGGGCGUGUUUCGCAAUUCUCUGUGCGCUGACUCGCAUCACUGACCGAAGACAUCAUUGGUGGGAUGUGUUGGCAGGAGGAACCUUGGGCUUGUCCGUCGCUUUCAUGCUGGUUCAAGCUGUGAGCAAAAAUGUGCGAUGGGGACAUGAUGACUCGGAUUCUGGUGGUAAUGACUCGACAAAUCAGUUCAAGGACAGCGUUUCCAGUAAUCGCGUAGAUUUUCAGUUAAAAUCUUCCAAUAAUCCAGCGUCAAAUAAUAAACGGCCUUCAGUUCGUCGACUACUCUCCACUUCAUCAGCUGCCACCACCAUUGCCGAAGAUAGUGAAAUCAACAUUUAAAAGAACAAGAGCUUCUCUUUCUUAUAUUCUAAGGACUUUAAUCAUUCGUGGUUUUUUUCCAGAAAAAAACCGGAAACGUUAUUCUAAUCCCGAUUUUCGUGUUCCACCCAACUUUAAAAAAACAAAAGCAAAUGUCGAGUGUAAUUAAAGCAUAGCAUACCCCAGAAAUGCUGCUUCAUUAUGUUAUUUCCAUUAUGCCUUUGCAUAGUGAAGCAUGUUUCCGGUUUUAUCAUACGAUUAUAUGAUUACCUUUGGGUACCACUCUAAGCGGGUAAAAAUACCCAUACGUUUCACUGCACAUUACCUUUUUCCCUGCAAAAUCUGUUGAUUGUCUGUGAAUAUAUUGAAAUAAUAUACAUAUAGAAAGAAAA
Molecule: messenger RNA, 1988 nt
Organism: Daphnia magna
Lineage: Eukaryota; Metazoa; Arthropoda; Branchiopoda; Diplostraca; Daphniidae
Product: phospholipid phosphatase 1
Exons: 7
Coding region: 562-1617 (351 amino acids)
Biological process (GO): signal transduction; phospholipid dephosphorylation; phospholipid metabolic process
Molecular function (GO): phosphatidate phosphatase activity
Source: RefSeq, a predicted model, not a curated record